Messenger RNA from Polychytrium aggregatum, 1448 nucleotides. RefSeq lists its product as uncharacterized. The record is from RefSeq and is a predicted model, not a curated record. NCBI's taxonomy places the organism in Eukaryota, Fungi, Chytridiomycota, Chytridiomycetes, Polychytriales. The transcript is spliced from 2 exons. Bases 70 to 1131 code for a protein of 353 amino acids.
GCACCAGGUUUCAGCAUCAGAGCACCAGAGCACCAAGGCACCAGACUCCCCAGGCUUGGAAAACUUGCAAUGGACGGCUCGCCCCCACUCUACACCCGCAGCGAAAGCUCGUUCCAGGGCAGCCCGUUCGUCCGGUCGCCAAUCUCAAGCUCGCCCAAGAUGCUCAACCUCCCUGCGCUUUCCAAGAUUUGCAUGUCCAAGACCCACCAGACACCCGUCCUCACGCUGCCGCGUGUCCGAUGCACGCUCUUCUCGAACCCCGUCAUGUCCAUGGCGGCGUCGGUCCCGGCCAUGACCUGCUCGUAUGGCUCGCCGCUUUCCCACUCGCUGGUGCGGGACCCCUUCCUGACGGGCUCGCCGCUGCUUCCUAUCCAGGACUCGGUGUACUCGUCAUGCCAGCAGCGCCCCUACGACCAGAGUGUCGUUGCCGAAGGCAGGCUGGAGUUCUGGCAAUACUCUGUCGACCUCGACACGAACCUGAUCAUCAUGGCCAUCGAGGGCUUUUACUCGGGCCUGCGUCAUCCGCUUCUGGCAACCGACCAAGCUUGGCGGCUCUGGGACCGCAGUUGCUUGAUUGUACUGCUGCCACUGGACGAGUUCUAUGUGGUUGAAUUCCUGCCGGCACCGGUGGCGUCGCUGUGCUAUACGCUCGACGACUGCCUCGGCCAGGCCAUGAACUACCAGGUGAUCCACUCAAGCCAACUUCAGCAAAAGUUCGAGUGCGGCUACAGCUCGGCACUGGAGUAUCUGUGCAUGCCCCAGAGCAAGGCUGAGUGGCUCGACAGCGUCCAGCUGCCUGAGGCAGAGCUGCCGUCCGACGAUACCUACGAAAUCCUGGAUCCGAUCCUGCUCGACGUCGAUCAGGAUGACUACGACAUGGGGCUCGAUGCCUCUGCCGAGCUGGCGUACCUCCACCGCGACGACUGUCGAUACGAUUUCCUCGCACUGCCGUCGUCCUAUGAACCCCUGGACAUUAUCCCCCGUCUGACCGAGCUCUCGGACCAAGGCGAUGAUGAGAUGAUUGUGCUCGGCUUUGACAACGGCGAUGGAUUUGCCUUGACGACACCAAACGAAUCUAAAGAAACCGACGCACCGCGGUUGAUGCCUGGUGUGAAACUCAAGACGGAGUAGUGCCCAACCUCGCCGAUCUUGCAGCGCGUACCGCUGGGUGAAAAUCCUCUCUCUCUCUCUCUCAUGGAAAUGAACUUGAUGCUUUGCAUGAACAGGUGGGAAGAUGUCGUGCUGGUGCCUCUCAGGAGCCGGAAGAACGAGGCACGGUCAGGGAAUCUGGUGUCAUGGCGGCGACGAAACACAUACGAGGUCUACAAACUAUGGAAGGAAGAACAGGCGAUAUUUGUAUUUGGAACAUUGAACGCAGUAAAUCGAGACAUUCACAGAGCACCACAGCUCACCCGAGCAAAGAAAGGCUGUGCUCGAGGCUCCUGGCU